Thlaspi arvense is the source of this 1963-nucleotide messenger RNA. The record is from the annotation of a GenBank genome assembly. NCBI's taxonomy places the organism in Eukaryota, Viridiplantae, Streptophyta, Magnoliopsida, Brassicales, Brassicaceae.
UAAGACAACAAGGGACUGUUAAGUUUAAAAUAUGGAGAGAUUAACGAAAUUUACCGGGAAAAGAGAUAGAGAGAUUAUGACGCACACGCGCGAGUGAGGAGCGUGGUGCUAACGAAAACACUGAUUUCUACUGCUGCGACUACUUAACUCUUACAAGCCCUCAUUUUCUCUUCUGUCUUCUCUCUCUCUCUCGUUCUCGCUCUCGCUCCAAUGCGCAAGACACCGACGAGAAGAAACACCGUCGCUUCAUUCUCCAAUCUACAAUAAUGGGAAAAGCUUCACGGUGGUUUAGGAUUCUUUUCGGACUUAAGAAACCCGACCCGGGUUAUCCGGAUCCAUCCGUCGAGACGCCUUCUCGCUCUUAUCCAAAACGCCGAUGGAGCUUCGUCAAAUCCAAACGCGAAAGCGGAAUCGCACCGCCGAAUCAGCCUCCUCCUCCUCCUCCUUCGCUACCGAACUCAACGCCUCCGCCGCGGUCGCACUACCAAUCGUCACCGUCGUCUCACGGAAGACAGCGGAAACAGAAGCUGAUGUGGGAGGACGAGGGUGGCGAGGAUUCCGAGAAGCAUGCGAUUGCUGUGGCAGCCGCGACAGCUGUGGUUGCUGAGGCCGCCGUCGCCGCCGCUCAUGCUGCUGCUGCCGUCGUCAGGCUCACGAGCACGAGCGGAAGGUCGACGCGUAGUCCCGUCACGGCGCAUUUCAGCAACGGAUUCGACGACGUUGUGACGCAUGUUAACAGGUUCGACGGACACAGACACGGCCGCGACGGCCGUGAAGAGCUUGCGGCGAUUAAGAUACAAUCUACAUUUCGCGGUUAUUUGGCAAGGAGAGCGUUACGGGCACUCAAGGGAUUGGUCAGGCUUCAAGCUAUAGUCAGAGGCCAUGUUGAACGAAAGAGAAUGUCUGUUCACCUGCGCAGGAUGCACGCUUUGGUUCGAGCUCAGGCUCGUGUCCGUGCCAGUCGAGCUAUUGUCACGCCUGAAUCCUCUUCUUCUCAAUCCAACAACACCAAAUCUUCUCACUUCCAAAAUCCCGGUCCACCAACGCCGGAGAAGCUCGAGCAUUCCAUCUCUUCUCGCAGCUCCAAACUCGGCCAUUCUCAUCUUUUCAAGAGGAACGGUUCUAAGGCUAGCAACAAUAUCAACAGAACGUACUGUGCUCACAGAGAAACAUUCUCAGCUAUGGACGAAGAAGAAAAGAUCCUUCAAAUCGACAGGAAACACAACACUUCGUACACAAGACGCAACAGACCGGACAUGUUCUACUCAUCCCACCUCGUCCUAGACAACGCAGGCAGGUCUGAACCAGUUUACUCCGUGCCUUUUAGCCCGUCCUCGUCACAUGAAGAGACCGUGAGCCAGUUCUGCACAGCAGAGAACAGUCCUCAGCUAUACUCAGCCACUUCUAGAAGCAAACGCAGUGGUUGCACGGCUAGUUCUAUUGCGCCGAGUGAUUGCACCAAAAGCUGCUGCUAUGCGGACUAUCCAAGCUACAUGGCUUGUACACAGUCCUCUAGGGCCAAGGCCCGGUCUGCUAGUGCCCCGAAGUCGCGACCGCAGUUAUACUACGAGCAGUCUUCGUCGAAACGGUUUGGAUUUGUUGAUGUGCCAUACUGUGGUGAUACGAGGUCUGGUCCGCAGAAAGGUUCGGCUCUGCACGCUAGUUUUAUGAACAAGGCUUAUCCCGGUUCAGGUCGGUUGGACCGGCUCGGGAUGCCAAUCGGGUAUAGGUACUGAGAAAAGCUCUUGGAACGGUUUGGUCUAUUUGGUUCGGGAUGUGAUAGUAAAUUAGUAAUCAAAUGUAGAAGUGCAGAACUGGUUGAACCCGGUUUUUGUUGUAGAUCAGUGGAUUAAGCUUUUGCAGUUAAUUUUCGUGGUACUUUGUAGUAGUUUGGAGUAAGUGGACUAAAUCUAAAAUGCAAAUAUAACUUGCUUAAAUUACAGUGUUGAGUUUAUCAUUAUUA